This is a messenger RNA of Penaeus vannamei (Pacific white shrimp), 549 nucleotides long. NCBI's taxonomy places the organism in Eukaryota, Metazoa, Arthropoda, Malacostraca, Decapoda, Penaeidae. The record is from RefSeq and is a predicted model, not a curated record.
AUGAUCUCACGACCUAGUCUCACAACAGGAACUUCACAACCCUUCACAACCCCUCACAACCCCUCACAACCCAAGAACUUCACAACCUUUCACAACCCUUCACAACCCCUCACAACCCCAAGAACUUCACAACCCUUCACAACCCUUCACAACCCUCACAACCCAAAAACUUACAACCCUUCACAAACCCUCACAACCCAAGAACUUCACAGCCCUUCACAACCCUCACAACCUUUCACAACCCUUCACAACCCUCACAACCUUUCACAGCCCUUCACCCUCACAACCCCUCACAACCCUUCACAACCCAAGAACUUCACACCCCAAGAACUUCACAACCCCUCACAACCUUCACAACCUUUCACAGCCCUUCACAACCCUUCACGACCCUUCACAACCCCUCACAACCCCAAGAACUUCACAAACAACCCUUCACAACCCUCACAACCCUUCACAACCCUCACAACCCCUUCACAACCCUCACAACCCCUCACAACCCUCACAACCCCUCACAACCCCCUCACACAAUCCUCACAAUCUUUUCCUUAA